AUGCAGCCGCCCAGCACCAGCACAAGAACCAGCAUCGGCAGCAGUGAACGGGAAACGUGCAGUUCCUGCGCAAGAUUGUUCAAGUCAAAGCAUGCGCUCGAUCAGCACGUCAAAGCCAUACAUAAUUUCGACUGCAUCAGCUGUCGUCGGCACUUCAAAUCGGCAGCGGCACUGAGCGACCACACUAGAGAUGUGCACGGUGGCCGUCUACCCGCCCCUCAACAGGCGACGACACCACCCGAGCGGGUCAGCCAAUACUCUGUUCAAGAUUCUGUAGCUGUUACAAGAUCCGCUCCACCGUUACACCAACGCAAUGCCAACCCCAGGGCCAAUGGCAAUGACGCGGCCCGAAACGGCACUAAAGCCACAGUCACUACAGCAUGCUGUGUCGAUAGCGUGUCGCAGACCUCAGCCACGCCUAGAUAUAAAACUCGCGCCUGGGUGGCAAACAACAUCGUCAACAAGAUUACCUCUCGGUCCCAGACGGCCGCUCUAGCGCUCCCGCGCGCGGUACCGACCUUGACGGCGUUCGCCUGUCCAAUCGCGAUUAGUAGUGAGCUGCUACUACCACCAUACUGCCUCGUAGACACAGCGACCGUGCUCGCCGCAGUCGUCGACGCCCUCUCCGGCCUGCCCACCCAACCGCCCUCCAUCUACAUAGAUCUCGAAGGCGUCAACCUAUCCCGGCACGGCAGCAUCUCCAUCUUGCAGCUGCACGUCCUGCCCACGCGGCAUACCUACCUCAUCGACAUAUACACGCUGCGCGGAGAGGCCUUCACCACCCACGGCCUAUCUGUCGGCCAGACCCUCGGCGCAUUACUGGAGUCCCCUGAUAUUCCCAAGGUAUUUUUCGACGUGCGCAACGACUCAGAUGCCCUGCACGCGCACUUCGGCAUCCGUCUCGGAGGGAUCCAGGACCUCCAACUAAUGGAGCUCGCGACGCGGAAGUUUGCGCGGCGCACCGUGAAAAGCCUGGUGCGUUGCAUCGAGCAGGACUCGCAGCUGACGCUGCGCGAUCGUACCGCCUGGAUGAAGUGCAAGGACGACGGCGUGCGGCUCUUCCUUCCCGAGCGCGGCGGGAGCUACGAGGUGUUCGACCAACGCCCGCUGUCGGCGGAAAUCUUGCGGUAUUGCGUGCAGGACGUACAUCUCUUGCCGAGGCUGUGGACAAGAUACGACAGGAAGAUGACGAAGAAGUGGUGGUGGAGGGUCGGGCGUGAGUCGGCGGAGCGGGUGAGAUCGUCGCAGUCCUCGGACUAUGUAAGUCACGGCAAGGACAAGGCGUUGGCUCCGAAGAGCUGGCGUAAUCUAUGA
This is a messenger RNA of Akanthomyces muscarius, 1314 nucleotides long. RefSeq lists its product as uncharacterized. The coding region runs from base 1 to 1314 and encodes 437 amino acids. The record is from RefSeq and is a predicted model, not a curated record. Gene Ontology annotation, biological process: nucleobase-containing compound metabolic process. The transcript has 3 exons. Gene Ontology annotation, molecular function: 3'-5' exonuclease activity; nucleic acid binding. NCBI's taxonomy places the organism in Eukaryota, Fungi, Ascomycota, Sordariomycetes, Hypocreales, Cordycipitaceae.